AUGAAACAAACUACUAAAUCUACUUCAUGUCUAUCACCAUUCAAUGGCAAAACGAUUGUACUAGAACUUGGCCGUGAAGUAGGCUUCAAAGCUAAACAGGAACUAAUCAACUAUUUACGAGAACAACAAGCAUACGUUUCAUAUAUUCUUACAGCUAGUGAAACCAAUGACAAUUCUGAUGUAUUUUUUGUUCUCGAACUUCAAGUUAUUCCCGAACAAUACUACGAUCGAACACUGAGUGAUUAUAGACUACGGUUUCGAUACGAAAAACAGACCAUUGCUGGUGGAGAACAACAACAAGAUAAAAAAGUAUUGAUACAGUAUGCAUUUAAUGAUGAUCCAAACGAACAACAACAAUUAUUUGCAUCGUACUAUUAUCGACUGGCUACAAUGCCACGUGUAACACGAAUUCGUGAGAUGUUACCUGAUAAAUUAGGAUCGAAACUAUUGUUACGCUCUUUAUUUACCCAUCGAAUUGAUACACAAAUACUCGAUGAGAAUGUAUGUCAAUUGAUCGAAUCAAUUUGGCUAGAAUCUAUUGGUGAUCUGAAUAAAAUGUUGAGUGUCCCACCUGAAUCGAUCACUCUCAAAGCAAUCAUCGAAGCUGAAGCUGCACUUCUUGAACUCAGAUCGACCAAUGAUCCUGCUGCUGCACUUCGUUUCUAUUCACUUAUUCCUCAUCAACCACAGUACAAUGUUGAUCUCAUAAAGAAUCGUCGAAUAUUGUUCGAAAAAAUUGACUUAUGCCAAAUGCUUCGAGAUAUGCUAACAGUUAAUGAACUAACCAAUUGGAAUGUUAAAGCACCGAUCGAAGCCAAAUAUCGAGCAUUGAAAUGUCAUAUUGAAACAGUGGAUAGGUCAACACCCGAAUUUAAGAAUGUUGCCAAACUUAUUCAAUCAUCGACAGAUAGUGGUGAACAAAUUGUUCUUCAUCAUGUAUUCAACGUGACCAAACAGACAGAUGCACUGAAUUUUUGCACAUCAUUAUCCAAUCAACGGCAACUAUUUCAUGGGUCCAAAUAUGCCAACUUUCUUGGAAUUCUAUCACGUGGUUUGGUCAUGCCAAAAAUUGUAGUUGAAGAAUUAGGUGUUGUACGCACUGAUAUUGGUUGUCUUGGUUAUGGAGUCUACUUUUCUGAUUGUGCUGCUACAUCUCUAAAAUAUACGACAGCAAGUAUGACACGGCCAGGUCGACGAUUAUUGUGCGUUUGCCAAGUAGCACUAGGCGAAUCAGCAAACUAUUACUCAUUUUCACCGACUCUCAUCAAACCUCCCGAUGGCUUUCAUAGUACGCAUGGAGUCAGACGUACGGAAGACAAUCGUUCAAUGUUUUUCGAUAAUGAAUAUGCAAUCUAUCAACUCAAUCAACAACGUUUACUGUAUAUUUUGGAAGUUUCAUGGGUACCACAUGAUACGCUUAAUAUCGAAUUAGAACGAUUACCAAUUGUUCAUCAUAAGCAAAAUGCAUUAAAAUUGAGCGAACAUGUCGAAGUUCCGUUGACAAUUGACGAUGAAGUUAUUGACGUAGCCGAACAAGACUAUGGUUUAGUAUGUCCAUCGUCGGGAAAACGUGUACCACUUAAAUCAUUUCAUAUUCGUGCUCAAAUUGUUGACGCUACAGUUGAAGUUGUUCUGUAUCAAGUCUAUCACAAUACGAGUUCGACACCCAUCGAAGCCAAAUAUGUAUUUCCUCUUGAUGAAAAUUCGACCGUGUGCGGUUUCGAAGCACAUAUCAACAAUAAAGUUAUUACAGGUGUCGUCAAAGAAAAAGAACAAGCCAAACAAGAAUAUCGAGAAGCAAUCGAAAAGGGCCAUGGUGCCUAUUUGAUGCACAAAGAACAAGCUCAAGUAUUUAGCGUAGCUGUUGGUAAUUUACCAGCGAACAAUGAAGUCAUCAUCAAAAUAACCUAUGUUGCUGAAUUAGAAAUCGAAAAUGGAGAUAUCAUCUUUCGUCUUCCAGCUAAAAUGGCUUCAUGGCAAUCGAAACAAGCAGUUGAAACUAAAGAUCAAUCGAUUGUAAGAUCUAUUGGUAUUGUUGAUGAAAAAGUUGAAUUCAGUUUCAAAGCAUCAAUUCGAAUGCCUUACGAAAUAACCAAACUAUUUUCGCCGACACAUCGUCUUCGUCGAAAAUUAACUGAUUGUAUUGCCAUGGUCGAACUUGUCGAUAAUAUCUUACUUGAUCGAGAUUUUAUUCUUUCAAUCACACUCAAAAGUGCUAAUUUACCUCGAAUAUCAAAUGAAACAUUGUCAUUGGAUGAUGACGACGAAAUAACAACAUCGAACAAUCAUAAUUCUCAAGUAUGCAUGCUUACUUUUUAUCCGCGAUUUGAAACGUUAACGAAUUCGAGCGAACGAGUUGAAAUUAUUUUUAUUAUCGAUGCAUCCAAUUCGAUGGAUGGCAGUCAUGUACAACAAGCUAAACAAUUAGCUCAUUUAUUUCUUAUGAAUUUAAAAGUUAACGAUGGAAAUACAAUUUUCAAUGUAGUUGCUUUCGGAUCAGAUAAUGAUGAAUGUUUUCCAAUUUCAACACCAACCACAAAAGAGAAUCUUGACAAAGCCAAACAUUUUGUUCUGCAUUCACUUGUCCAUCGCGGUAACACCGAUCUAUUUUCUGUUCUACAACGUUAUUCACUUUUACCAUCAUCAAUAUCGUCGAAAUUUGGUCGGCAAUUCAUUCUUCUAUCCGAUGGACAUAUCCAUGAUUUCAAAUCAAUUCUUACACUACUCGAACAUCAAUCGAUUAUGUGUCGUGAUCGUCUAUUUACAUGUGCAAUAGGUAAUGUUGCUGACAAGCAUGCUUUAAAACAAUUAGCUCGUGGAGCAAGUGGAGGUGGUCUAGCAACAAUAUUCGAUUCGAACUAUCGAUCAAAAUGGAAAACGAAAGUAUUGAACAUUCUCGAACAUAUUCGACAACCGUGUAUUACAAGUAUAUCAAUCGAUUGGCAUGGUCAUUUAGAUGAAGAACAAAAAUUCAAUAUGCAAGCACCGAAAAUGAUUCGAUCCUUGUUCAACGGUAUGCGAAUUAGUGUCUAUCGAUUCAUACAAAACUGUCAUAAGGCAAUAUUGACGGCUACUAUCGAUGGACAAGAAUUUGUUACAACUGUAUUUAGCAGUACUAUGACAACAACCCGAGGACGUAUUCUACAUUGUCUAACUGCUCGAGCGAUAAUUGACGAUUAUGAAAAUGGAUUAUUGCAUGUGGACGAGAGCGAAAAUGAAUUGAUCAAAGUUCACUGUAAACGAGAUCUUAUCGAUCUAAGCAUCAAACAUUCUGUUGUCAGUGAAUACACUAGUUUUGUUGCCAUCGAAGAACGUCAUACUAAAACAGUUGCACGAACACUUCAACCAGGUGUUCGUCUGCUUGAUGUUAUGCUUGAUCGAGAUGUUGACCUGUUACCAUACAUCGGAUGGGAUGGUGAUGUAUCAAAUUUAGCUUCGAUGAAACAAAAAUUGAUUGAUGCACGUAUUUCACUCGAAAGUGCAUCGAUUCAAAGCAAAAACGAAUCAGUUGCUGAUGUUGAAAAACUUUGUGAAAAAAUUUCCUAUCGAGCUGGUGGUGAUGCAAAAUUUGAUACGAUGCUGGCUAUUAUACAUACGUAUCGUUAUUCAUUGAAUGAGCACGAAAAAGCAAAUGAACUCGACGAUAAAAUGAAAAAUGAUAUAGAGAUCGAAAUUAUUAGUGCAACCGCAGAAGAACGACAAGCACUACAACAACAAUGUGAAGCUAACAAUUUGAUGAUUACAAGUGACGAAUGGUAUUUACUCUAUAUGAAUUCAGGUCAAAAUGUUGAUGCUUCACUUCUCAGUAAACUGAAAGAUAUUCGAUCAACAAAAACAAUGAUUGAAGAACUUAUCAAACUUCAAUCCGAGGACGGUUCAUUUACGUUAAAUAAAGAUUUAGCUGAUGUACUUCACAUCAAUCUUGAUAUUUUCAAUGGUCUUGAACGCUAUUUAUAUGAACAAGGUUUUAACUCACUCGCUGUAAACAUACGUAACGACAUUCUUUGUUUGGUUGGUACGGGUGUCAUACUCCUUUGGCUCGUACUUCAAACGGAAGCUUCACAACAGAAUACGUUCGACUUUUUAUUUAAUAGCGAACAGAUCAAAGUUCGUCUUUGCAACUAUUUACCUGCUAACAUAAGCGAACAAAUUGGCAAAGCGAUCAAAUUCUAUCAAUUAGCAUGCCAACGUAAUAGUAUAUAUUGUAGGCAAUUAGAACUGAGCGUUCCAUCGUGGGACAUGUUUAUUCAACGUAUUCUUAUCGGUACUGACCAUAGCAAUAAUUAA
This is a messenger RNA of Rotaria sp. Silwood2, 4287 nucleotides long. The record is from the annotation of a GenBank genome assembly. NCBI's taxonomy places the organism in Eukaryota, Metazoa, Rotifera, Eurotatoria, Philodinida, Philodinidae.